Messenger RNA from Geosmithia morbida, 477 nucleotides. Its product is annotated as DASH complex subunit DAD2. The transcript has 3 exons. Gene Ontology annotation, biological process: mitotic cell cycle; attachment of spindle microtubules to kinetochore. Gene Ontology annotation, cellular component: mitotic spindle; DASH complex; mitotic spindle midzone. The record is from RefSeq and is a predicted model, not a curated record. Bases 1 to 477 code for a protein of 158 amino acids. Lineage: Eukaryota; Fungi; Ascomycota; Sordariomycetes; Hypocreales; Bionectriaceae.
AUGUCGUCCUACCCGAAGCGUUCGUUCUCGUCGCACAUCCGUGCCUCUACUGCUGCUGGCUCCUCGGCACAGUCGCCGGCAUUGGUGGCACGCAUCGAGGAGAAGAAGGCGGAACUGGAGCACUUGAAGGAGCUCCAGGAACUCAGCUCGGCAGUCGCAACGCAGAUGGAGGCUCUUGAGCAUAAGCUGUCGACGCUGUCUGAUGGGACAGAAGCCAUUGCGGCAGUCGUGGGGAACUGGCACAAUGUUCUUCGGGCAAUCAAUAUGGCGUCGUGUAAGUUCCCAUACGACCAAUCCGACCACGGUUCCGAACAGAAUGCGAAACUCACCAAAAUCCCUGGCGAGCCCGAGGAGGAGCAAACCGAAGACAAUGACGAUUCGCUUCCCCAGACGUUGGUACGCAUACCGACAGAGCAUGCACCCGUCGUGCAAGCACAGGCCGACGCUGCCCAGGAGGACUCUAUCAUGAGCACAUAA